UACAUUGUUACCCAAAAUGGUUUGGAAGAGCGAGAUAAGAAAGGUCAUGGUGAUGGUUUUACCGGUGCUUCUGUUGUGUUGGGAGCAUAAUGCAUCGGUUUUGUGCUUGCUGGAGUUUACCAGAGAAGAUUUCCCUUUGGAUUUCGUUUUUGGAGCAGGAACCUCAGCAUUCCAGUAUGAGGGUGCUUGGGCUGAGGAUGGAAAGACCCCGAGUAUCUGGGAUACUUUCACACACGCAGGGUUGGUUGGUGAAAGCAUUACUGAUGUGGCUUCUGAUGGUUAUCACAAAUACAAGGGAGACAUCACUCUCAUGAGUGAUACUGGGCUUGAAGCUUAUAGAUUAUCCAUCUCUUGGCCAAGGCUCUUACCAAAAGGGAGAGGACCAGUGAAUCCUAAAGGAUUGGAGUAUUACAACAACGUCAUCGAUGAGCUAAUCAAGCAUGGUAUCCAGCCUCAUGUCACUCUGCAUCAUUUGGAUAUUCCUCAAGUGCUUCAAGAUGAGUAUGGGGGGUGGCUAAGCCGAAAAUUCAUUGAUGAUUUCAAGGAACUUGCUGAUGUCUGCUUUAGAGAAUUUGGUGAUAGGGUUUCAUACUGGACCACCAUGAAUGAGCCCAACAUCAAUGCAAUGUCUUCCUUUGAUUAUGGAUAUUUCCCUCCCAAUCGUUGUUCAUUUCCAUUUGGUGAUAAUUGUACUAGAGGCAAUUCUACUGUGGAGCCAUAUAUUGCUGCCCAUAAUAUGAUAUUGGCCCAUUCUGCAGUAGUUCAGCUUUACAGGCAAAAAUAUCAGGCCAUCCAAAAAGGUCAGAUUGGCAUCAACAUCUACAGUAUUUGGUUCACCCCGCUGACAAGCUCCAUCGAAGAUGCUUUUGCAACAACGACCGCACUCGACUUCAUACUAGGAUGGAUUUUGAACCCGCUGGUGUUUGGAGACUACCCUGAGAUAAUGAAGAAAAAUGCUGGCUCAAGGCUCCCAUCUUUCACUAGUUUUGAAUCCCAACAAGUGAAGGGCUCGUAUGACUUCAUUGGUCUUAACUAUUACUACGCAUUGUAUGCGACUUAUGACCCCAAUAUUUCCAAGGCAGAUCUUCGAGAUAUAACUCUAGACAUGUUUGCUAAAUUCACUGACAUGAAGGAUGGUACACCCAUAAGCAGGAUUCUUCCGCCCAGUCACCCCACAAAAGAUUUUCAUAGCCUUUGGAAAUUGCUAUAUUAUCUCAAAAACACGUAUAACAACCCUUCCAUCUACAUCCAUGAGAAUGGGUUUGGUUUUGGAGUUGUCGACACAAUUAAUGACUUAGGAAGGAUAUCCUUUUUAAGCGGUUUCAUUGGAAGCGUGCUUGAUUCUAUAAGGGAUGGAUCGGAUGUGAGGGGAUACUUUAUUUGGGCCUUUUUGGAUGUUUAUGAAUGGAUAACUGGGCUUACAGAAAGAUUUGGGCUCUACCAUGUAAAUUUUGAGGACACUGAACUUGAGAGAACACCUAGGCUUUCAGCCGACUGGUACCGAAACUUCCUUAAAGAUGGAGGAAAAAUCAUGAUAGAAAAACUUUGCCAGCAAAGGGCAAAAGCUCAGUCGUCACAGUAAACAGUUAUUUUCUAAUGUUUUGAAUCAUUCUGUAACGUUCAGGAAUUGUCAUAAUUUUUCAAACUUAUCAUUUUGCUCA
Molecule: messenger RNA, 1661 nt
Organism: Dendrobium catenatum
Lineage: Eukaryota; Viridiplantae; Streptophyta; Magnoliopsida; Asparagales; Orchidaceae
Product: beta-glucosidase 22
Exons: 13
Coding region: 17-1582 (521 amino acids)
Biological process (GO): carbohydrate metabolic process
Molecular function (GO): beta-glucosidase activity
Source: RefSeq, a predicted model, not a curated record